Molecule: messenger RNA, 1376 nt
Organism: Pyrus x bretschneideri (Chinese white pear)
Lineage: Eukaryota; Viridiplantae; Streptophyta; Magnoliopsida; Rosales; Rosaceae
Product: malate dehydrogenase, glyoxysomal
Exons: 8
Coding region: 48-1130 (360 amino acids)
Biological process (GO): tricarboxylic acid cycle; malate metabolic process
Cellular component (GO): chloroplast; cytoplasm
Molecular function (GO): L-malate dehydrogenase (NAD+) activity
Source: RefSeq, a predicted model, not a curated record
UUUAUUUAUCGACGAUCAGAUCAAUUUUCGUUACAAAAAAUCACACGAUGCAGCAGCAGACGAGCUCAGAAGUAAACGCGAACCAACGGAUUGCUAGAAUUUCCGCCCAUUUGGACCCACCAAAUCUCCAGAUGGAGAACGCUGCCACUGUUAGCCGCUUGAAUUGCCGCGCCAAGGGCGGCGCCGCUGGUUUCAAAGUAGCCAUACUUGGAGCAGCCGGCGGCAUAGGCCAGCCUCUCGCCAUGUUAAUGAAGAUGAACCCCUUGGUCUCAGUUCUCCACCUAUACGACGUCGUCAACACCCCCGGCGUCACCUCCGAUAUCAGCCACAUGGACACCGGCGCCGUAGUGCGCGGGUUUUUGGGGCAGCAGCAGCUGGAGGAAGCGCUGACCGGAAUGGAGCUGGUGAUCAUUCCGGCCGGUGUGCCCCGAAAACCCGGAAUGACAAGGGACGAUUUGUUCAACAUCAAUGCCGGAAUCGUCAAGACGAUCAGUGAAGCAAUCGCCAGGUGCUGUCCGUAUGCCAUUGUUAACGUGAUUAGCAACCCUGUGAACUCCACAGUUCCCAUUGCUGCUGAAGUUUUCAAAAAAGCUGGUACCUUUGAUCCUAAGAAACUAUUGGGAGUCACCAUGCUUGAUGUUGUUAGAGCCAAUACUUUUGUGGGAGAGAUUCUGGGUCUUGAUCCUAGGGACAUCGACGUUCCCGUUGUUGGGGGUCAUGCAGGGGUUACAAUUUUGCCUCUUCUGUCUCAGGUUAAACCUCCAUGCUCUUUCACCCCAAAAGAAGUUGAUUACCUAACAGAUCGCAUUCAGAAUGGUGGCACUGAGGUGGUUGAGGCAAAAGCUGGAGCUGGUUCUGCAACAUUAUCAAUGGCAUAUGCUGCUGUUAAAUUUGCAGAUGCAUGCCUUCGUGGCUUGCGAGGAGAUGCUGGGGUUGUCGAAUGUGCAUUUAUGGCUUCUCAGGUGACUGAACUUCCCUUCUUUGCAUCCAAGGUGCGGCUUGGCCGUACUGGAGCUGAGGAAAUAUAUCCUCUUGGCCCCCUGAAUGAGUAUGAGAGGGCUGGCUUGGAGAAGGCAAAGAAAGAACUAGCAGCAAGCAUUCAGAAGGGGGUUUCUUUCGCCAGAAAAUGAACAGGUUGUGUUUACUACUUUACGUUGGAGAUGAAGCCGUUUCAGAAUUUAGAUGGUCCCUUGAUACCCUUUCUCAACAUCACAUUGAUAGAAAAUAAACGGUAGGUAAUUGAUCUAUCAAAUGCAAACUAAGACGCUCUCUACAACUCCUUGAUUUAGAGCAUCACAUAUAGGUUUCUAAGCUGUGUCAUAGAGCUUGUAUGGUACUCGAACAUGUUCAUCAAAAAUAAAACGUGUGUUCAGGCA